AUGAAGCAAGAAUCCUUCCCGGCCAUUGAUGAUUCUCCCGUCUCUUCGCCAGUGCGCGAAGCCAAAGAACCCAGCCGUUAUGCGGCUCUUCACAACUGGUUCGGCUUCCAGCGCGCCUACAACUUCCCACUCUUCAUCGUCUUCGCCGGAGCCAUGUUCGGCUUCAGCCUGUCCCGCCUGCAGUUCUACAGCUUCGACGGCAUCUUCGCCGCCAACACGGUCCCCGGCGGUAUGGCCGCCUACCACGCGGGCAAGUACCGCAUCGGGCUGAUCCUGCACCUCGCGGCGUGUCUCCCGUCCGGCCUGCUGCUCGUCCUGCAAUUCGUCCCCGCCGUCCGCCACCGCUGGCUCACCUUCCACCGCAUUAACGGAUACGUCGUGUUCCUCCUCGUCCUCGUCUCCAACGCCGGCGCCUGCAUCGUCCUCGGCCGCCGCGAAAGCGGCACCCGCGUCGACGCGCAGUCGGCUGAGGCCGCCAUGGUGCUCAUGACGAGCGUGAGCAUGGCCGCUGCGUACUGGAACGUCAAGCGGCUGCAGAUCGACCAGCACCGCGCGUGGAUGCUGCGCACCAUGUUCUACUACGGCGUCAUCAUCACCGAUCGCGUCAUCGCCCAGAUUGCCGCCAUCAUUAUCUCGGCGUACGGCGGCUACUACACCGUGUGGUCGUGCCGGAAGAUGGAGUACACGUACGCCCAGUUUGGCAUGCAGACGCUGGCCCAGGACUACCCCGGCUGCUUUUCCGGGAACGGCACCAUGCUGGACCCCAGGGCGCAUGUCGUCGUCGAGGCCAUCCAUGAUGCGAGUCGCCCGCCGAACCUUGGUGCUUCGAUCACCAUCCCGUUCGGCACAAGUCUCUGGAUGGCGCUCGUGCUCCACAUCAUCGGCGUCGAGAUGUAUCUCAGUCUUACGCCGCGAGAAUCGGCGCGGCUGAGACAGGUCAGCUACGAAAAGCAGUGUGAAGCUGGAUUCAGGAACCCGGGUUACGGUGGGUGGACUGUCGAUCGCUGGGGAGACGCGGAGAAAUGGCGGCCGAGCCAGAAGUAG
Molecule: messenger RNA, 1044 nt
Organism: Diplodia corticola
Lineage: Eukaryota; Fungi; Ascomycota; Dothideomycetes; Botryosphaeriales; Botryosphaeriaceae
Exons: 3
Coding region: 1-1044 (347 amino acids)
Source: RefSeq, a predicted model, not a curated record